AUGUCUUCUCCCACCUCUCAGAGCUUCGAUACCUCCCACACCCUGGACGAGGAACGUGAGAGCGUAUACAUUGCGGAUGGCACUCUUGCUCUUGGCUUCAUCGCGCCGCCACUCGUCGACACCCAACGCCAACACCCUUCCGUCCUGGAUCCUGAUCUUACGGACAAGCUCCGAGCGUUUGUUCAUCGACUCGUGAAGAAUGAAAUGGACAAACUCGAAGGUCAGGUCGAAGCCACGAGAAAGACGGUACAGGGCGAAUUGAGUGAUACGGUUGAGAUGUUAGAGCAUCGCUGUGCUGACCGAUUUACCAGGAAUGGCAAGUCAAUAGACGCUGUCAUGACAGGUAUAGACAAGUCCGAUGAGCUGAAUCAGUCGAGGUUUGCGGCCAUCGAGGAUUCGGUGGCCUCGUUUCGUCGUAAACUUGAACUCGUGGUCAGCGACUUGGGAGUGCAAGCUGAGCUUAAUAUACACGAUAGUGAAGCACCGACUACCCCUGCGCCGUCUACAAUCACCAACGGAGAAGGUUAUCCCGGAGCGCAAACGACCUACAACCAUUCGCAAGUAGACCUUGCAUCUCUGUGGUCUAUCGUCGCGGAGCUGGCAGAACGUCAGGGUGAAGAUCGCACGGCUUUCUCCGAAGAAAUCGUUGGACUGUCGCGCGACAUGGCACGCUUAUUCGAACGAUUUCAGGAAUUCGAGACCAGCUUGCCGCCUACGCCAAGCCCAGACAAUUCAGAAGGCAUAGGCGCUCGCAUGACUAGCGCCAAUGAGGACCUGCUCAGCACCGCGAAUGAUGUCGCAGGCGUGCCUCAGUCUGUCCUCGACGUUGCCGGAGCGCGCACCCUAACGGCACCUUCGCCAGCCAUGUCGCAACAUACUGCACGCCUCGAUAGUGUGCUCCCCUCCGUGACCGUCACGCCCGUUCGUCCGUUCCUUCCUUUCCCACCUUCCUUGCUGAUAGUACAAUAG
Peniophora sp. CBMAI 1063 is the source of this 969-nucleotide messenger RNA. The record is from the annotation of a GenBank genome assembly. Lineage: Eukaryota; Fungi; Basidiomycota; Agaricomycetes; Russulales; Peniophoraceae.